Molecule: messenger RNA, 7190 nt
Organism: Xyrauchen texanus (razorback sucker)
Lineage: Eukaryota; Metazoa; Chordata; Actinopteri; Cypriniformes; Catostomidae
Product: CASP8-associated protein 2-like
Exons: 10
Coding region: 208-6240 (2010 amino acids)
Biological process (GO): Fas signaling pathway; extrinsic apoptotic signaling pathway via death domain receptors
Cellular component (GO): PML body; mitochondrion
Molecular function (GO): transcription corepressor activity
Source: RefSeq, a predicted model, not a curated record
AAUAUGCUUCAAGAAAUGUUUAAAUCGUUGUCUACAAACAAAUAGAAUUUUCACAUUUGGUUUCAAAUGUCAUUGUACGUGCCUGACAGCAUGGGUGUCGUAUCCUAAACUUCGCUUUACAGUGUUGGCUCAUCUAACAGUUUUAUACCGCCUGUUGUCAUUAGCUUGCUACCAGAAAAACAGGUCAUUUUAAAAGCUGAUUGAAAAAUGGAGGAUAGUUUAUUGGAUGAACUCUAUGGUGAUCUUGAUGACGAACCAUCUGGUAUGUCUCAACAUCAUGAUGAGGACUCAAUGGACAUAUACUCUGGGCUGGAGAACAGCCCUAAGGGUAAUGGACACAGAGGUAAAGUCAACCGUUUUCUUUCUCCACGGACAAAGGAAUCAAUGGAUAUUUAUGAAGAAAUCAUUAGGGAAGAACAAGAAGAAAAGGAGGCAACACACAAUGAGUUGAAGCAAAAAUUUGAUGCUGCACAAAACCAGGUUAAAGAACUGCUCUCAAAGUUACAACUGCUGCAGACAAAGAAUUCAAGUUUGAGCACUGAAAACACACUCCUGAAGAAGAACAUCUGUUCUCUUAUCAAGACAGCUAGAAUGGAGAUUGUGCGUAAGGAUGAGGAGAUCAGCAGACUCAGCAAUAGGACCAGUCGAGGAAGUUAUGGUCAAAAUUUUCACAGAUCUCAAAUGGAAAGUGGUCAGACAAAUUCAAGACACAGUUUGAACAAUGCCACCAGUUCUGCUUCAGAAUCUCGAGAUUAUGGUCAAGACAAGGUUAUGAAGGAAGUAAAUCAGCACAAGAGAAACACUGUGCCAGGUCAAUCUGCUUAUCCACCAACAAUUUCAGCUGUAGCACCACAACCUUUUGAGGUAUUCCAGAGGUGCCCAAGAACUGAUCUUGAAAGUCCUGUGCCUUGUCAGAAUAAAAACUCUGACAGUGAGACUCUCACUAUUCAACCACAGCAAGAGAUCAGACAUGUCCAUCCCAACAGAACAUCAGGGAGCAUAAAAGAUCACACCACGUCCACCGCAACAGAUGUUUCAAACUUUUACCAACCAUAUAACUCUGAAAAAAAUUCUGACAAUGGUUUUAGUAGAUUGGAGGUCAAUAAGAACUGUUCUUCAAAACGGGUUGUCAAGCUAGUGGAGCCUCAGAAACACAAAACCCUUGACAAAGAGUGUUACACACUGGUGAUGGAUGCAUCACAGAGAAUAGUGGAUGGAAAUUCAAGAAAGUUGGGAUCAACUGAAAGACAGCUGACAAAAGAUAGCUCGGUGUCUAGUGAAAACAAGAAUCAGCAACCUGAGGUUACAGUCAUUCCUAGAAGUUCAGAACGAUCAAAAAGCCCUUCCUCCCAGGUGCACAAAUCCUUGCCAUCUGAUGUUUCUUCCCAAUUGUCCAAAAGUUCAGUGAAGACAGCUGCAGAUGUGGAGACACAGGAUCAAGAGCACAUGCACAAUCCAGUUCCAGACAGAACUAGCAGAGGAAGGAGACACUCUGGAUGGAGGAGUACAGCUUCUUCUGUGGUGGAUGAUGCUAGUCUUUCCCUAAAACACAAAAUGGAAAAAAGAGAUGCUAGUGGCCAGCAAAGGAGAGAGGAGAAAAGCCAACGGGAGAGUUCCAGUUCAGAGAGGAGGAGCACCAGAACUGAAAGCGGCAGAGAACAUGAGGAAAAGAUGCAAAAAGAGAGGAAAAAACAUCAGGGUAACAGCAGCAGUAGAGAAAGGAGAAGCAAUAGGUCAGACAGCGGCAAAGAUUAUGAGCGAAGGAGUGCAAAGGAGGCAGAAAAUAAAAGUGACAAUAAAAGAUGUAGAGAACGGAGAUAUAGGAAACUAGUUGAUUCCUCAGACAGCAGGCAAGCUAUUUCUUCUACCAAAUGUGAUUCUCAAAAAAAGGAUGUUUGUAAGGGGAGAGCAUCGAGCAGUAUUGAUCAGCCACUGUUAAACAACAAAAAGUCUCAUAGCCAUGAUAAUUCUAGAAAGAUGGAAGAUACUGUAUGUCCUGUUAAAAAUGCAAGUACUGAAAAGGAUUAUGGUAGAGGAAAAGGUGUAGACAAGGACAGAGAACGAAAGAGAAGCAGUCGUGUGGAGCUUAUGGAUGGAAAAUCAAACAAUGUUGUUCCUACCAAAGGUGAUAGAAAGAACCCUUUUUCUGAACUGCACAGUAUUGUCAGAGAAAGUCAACAUAGUAAGAAUGGUCAGGAUAUACAUCCGAAAUCUAUCAGUAGGGGUGUGGGCAAAACAACUGAGGAUAAUAGUGCAAACAGAAAACUGAGUUUCAUGGAAACACUGAACCUCACCUUAUCACCUCUUAAAAAGCAGAAACCACCAUCUGGACCUAUGGAACCUAUUAGAGCAACAUCUGAAGAUGGCUCUACUGAUAAUAGCAGGUUAUGUGACCUUGGAGAGGAAUUCUUUGUUAUAGAGGAGUUAAAGAACAGCCAGCAUAUUGUUGAGGAGAUGGAUAAUGAACCUGAGAUGACAAAUGCAGAUGAACAGCAUGACCUUACCAGUUCUUGCAAACAAUCAGGACAAGUUGAUUAUCUCUUCACAGCUGUGGCCUCUGAAAAGCCAUCAGAAGAAGAAACCAAUAUGGAGGUACAGGAGGAGAAUGCCCUUGAGAGUCAUCAGGCUGUGGAUAAAGAACCAACCAAUUUUACCACCUCAGAGAAGGAAAUAGACAAGGCAUUAGACUUCAUUGCCUCAGACAAAGAUUCCUUUUCAGAAUUAAACCUUGCAAGAGAAUAUCAAAGUAGCAUCUUUCAGAACAGCACAGAAGAUUCUCUGGGAAUUAUAGAUAAUACUGUGGUCUCUAAUACUUUGCCCACUAAAACAUCAGAAUUGACAGUUUCUUAUAAUACUCCUGAUUCAAUACUAGUUGAUGAUCAUCAGCAAAAAGAUCCUUUCUCCACUGUGUCUGAGGAGAUUUCUCAGAUGAAAAUCCAAUGGAAUCCUCAGCCUAAGGCUCAGGAUUUACUCCCUGAACAAAAUGGGAUUUGUAAAGAAGAUGUGUCCUCCUCUGGCAAGAAGCAUUGUAUUCCUGAGAGUAAUGGUAUUCCUGAAAAUAAUUCUGGGAAUUUUGAAAGUUUUGUAACCAUGGAAGUAUCCUCUAGCACCUAUAGUGCCAAUCUUGAUUGCCAAAGUAAAGUUAUUUGUGAUGUUGAAGUGGGUACUUCAACACAGGACAAUCAUAGAGCAGGUGAUACAUUUGAAAGUCUAAAAAGUGUUGAAAUAUCCCAGGCAUCUGAAAGUCUGAAAACAUCUGAAAAAAAGUUACGGGAUUGGGACACUACAGCUCCAAAUGGUACCACUGUCAGAGAGGAGGCAACGUUUUCUGUGCAAGCUGGUUCCUCUGAGCCAGAUUCAACAGAAAACAACGAGCAGAUCUUGAAGCCAUCUAGCCCUGUUGUGUUUGUCCAUGAUGAAGACUCCAUGAUGCUUACCCUGAGGAACAUCAGAGUUAUUCCAAAACCCAUUAGCCCUCUCACAAGCCCAGUCCGUCAGGUGAAAAAAGUAGAGCCUCAUCAUGCUGAGAACCAACCACAUGUCAAGAGUCUUAUCAAAGACCUCUCUGUUGCAACAAGUGGAAGUGAUAAAGAUGAAGUGAAUAUUGACAUGAACAAGGAGAAUGAGUCGCCUGCCUCUUCGGUCACACCUACUUCCCAAAAAGGGACAAAAGAUGGCCUCUCUGCUAAUGAAACAGUGGAAGAAGAGCUGGAGGAUGGUGAGAUUGUGAGUGAGAGUGAAGAAGAGGGACCUCUUUUCAUCCAGACUCCUCCAAGAGAAAAAGACAAAUCAACCUCAGUGACUCAACCAGGUCCUGGGCUAUCUGCAGGUGGAAAAAGAGUGUCCCAAAAGCAAUCUAAGGUCUCUGCAAAAUGUCCUGCACAAACAAAGAGCCCGAAGACUACUGCUUCUGAUGGCAGUUCCACCUCAAGUAAGAGACGCUUUAAAACUGUGAGCCCACCAUUAAAUGCAGCAGUCCAUACCUUAGAUGAAUUUAUGGACAUGUUAGCAACAAUUCGUAUUGAGUUGAGGAAAAAGUACAUGAAGCUUCACAAAAGUGUCACCAAGACCGACUUCUGCUGUAUUGUGGAUAUGUCUCAUGCCUCUUUUACAGAAUUCAUCAAUGCUGUUGACUUGGACAAAUUGGGUUGCCAGGGUAAUGUCAUCAAAGUUAGACUUAAUAAGAUCAUAUCUUCUAUCUUAAAAAAGGUCACCAAAAAUGGCAUUGUCAACCGUAUCUUUGAGCAGAGAGCAGGAGAUCUCAAGCAGAAGCUGUGGAAAUUUGUGAAUGGGCAGUUUGAUUUCUUAUUCAAGGAAUUGAAGACUGCAAUCAAAAGUGGAUAUGAGCCAUUUGUGAAUGCAUGCUUAUCUGAAAAUAAAAGUAAAACUCUUAAGGGAAAAGUGGUAGAAAGUGAGGUGGUUGAAAAAGAGAUGUUUAGUGCCUCUGUUCACAAUGCCAAGAAGGCAAAAGUUGACACUGGAAAUUGUGGCAAAGAGGGCCCUCCAAAUAAUGUUCUCCAUAGGGGCCUUGGUAGCAGGGGUAAAAACAUUAAAGCAAGCAUGGCGGAAGACGAUCAGCUGGGAAAGAUUACAUCACACCAACAUCCCACUUUAUCUUCUCAAAAUUCUGGCCCUGAAAGUACCUCUGGAUCUGAGAAUAAAAUCUCUUCCUAUGUCCAUCGUCUCUCACAUAAUGGAUCAGUACAGGAAAGGUCAGACUUUGAAAUUCUCACAGAGCAGCAAGCAUCAAGCUUAACCUUUAACUUGGUCUCUGACUCUCAAAUGGGAGAGAUAUUCAAGUGUCUGUUGCAAGGUUCUGAUUUGCUUGAUCCCAGCGUUCCAGUAGGGGACAAUCAAAGCUGGCCAGUCAGUACACCCCGAAAGCAAGGACUUCCAGGAGAGAGUUUGAUUGGGAUUAUGACCCCCAACAAAACAACCCCAUCAAAAUUCAUAACAUCCUGGUCUUCCUUUUCCCCCUACAAGUUUGCUUCUAAUGGCAAAAUGUUGGUAGACCCAGCAAUUCUCGAUGAGAACUGCUUGUUAGAAGUCCCAUCUAAUUCCGAACUAUGCCAGGUUCCUUCUCAAUCAUCCAUUAUCUCUCAGAGUUCCUUCUCUAUUUUGGCAGAAGAUCUAGCUGUGUCCCUUACCAUUCCCUCACCUCUGAAGUCAGAUAGUCACUUGAGUUUCUUGCACCCUGGAACUGGUCAGCCACUGUCUGCCCCAAAUAGUGUCCUUAGUGCCCAUUAUAGUGAAGAUGCUCUUCUUGAUGGAGAAGAUGCCACAGAGCAGGACAUCCACCUUUCUUUGGACACGGACAACUCCAGUUGUGGGUCAAGUCCCAGCAGAACUUGGGAGGGCUCUGAUCCAUGCGGUUUCCAGUUCAAACCCAAUUUACCAAUGCAGGCAGUGGUAAUGGAGAGGUCAAAUGAUCAUUUCGUUGUACGAAUAAGACAUACAUCGACUAGCCCAAGCGAAUGUAAUCAAAAUGAAGGCAAAAGAGUGCCAGCAUUAGCUGAAGAUCUAGAAACAUAUUUGAAGCCUAACCUCUGUCUUACUACUCAUGAAGACGUAGGGCCUGCCUCUGGAGAGACCUCAGACAAAAGCCCAGCCACAACUGUGUCAUGUGACAUUUUAGAUAAAGGAGUAGAAGAUCAGACUUCAAGCCGAAAAUCCCCAUCCGAAGGGGUUUGUGAUGACAAUUUGUUUGGUCUAUCCAGCAAAAACAUGCAACAUUUUUCAAAAGAAUCAUGUGUUCCUGAGGGAAGUAGUGCAACAGAGCCCAAAACAACAGAGAAGUUGUCAGGAAAUGCAAUGAGCACCACUCUGAGCCAAAGUGCACAAGAGACAGAAACCGAGAGGGUGUCAAGGAAACGCAAGGGACAUAAUUCGGAGUCAAAGGCAAAGCGUUGCAGAAUUGAGAAAUCCCAAGAUAAACAUCACAAGUCCAAGCAUAAAAAGAGGUCAAAAUCACACAAAGAAAAAGGCUCAAAAACUGCAGUAACUCUGGUGUCCCCUAGCAGCCUGUCAGCUAAGAAUGUAAUAAAGAGGAAAGGGGAAGUGGUUGUGACAUGGACCAGGGAUGAAGACCGGGACAUUCUCAUUGAGCUUAAAAUGAAAGGUGCUUCACCCAAGACUUUUGCUGCUCUGUCAAAGAGGUUAAAGAAGUCAACAGAACAGAUUGAGGAGAGAUUCACCCAGUUGAUGAAGCUGUUUAAGAAGAAAGAGAAAAUGGAGAAUUGAGAAAACCGAGUCGGACACUUUUGCUAAUGCAGAUAUAGACUUCUUAGGAACAAACAUUACAGUAUCUUGUUUGGACAGUAACAAUUUGGACCCCCCCAAUCUAUGUCUGCGAUGUAGUAAUUUAUCUGAUAUAUUGAUAUAGAUGUUGGGGGGGCCUUGGGUAACAUCUAUAUCAAUAUAUCAAAUAAAUUACUACAUCGCAGACAUAGAUUAGCUUUGGUCCUACAUUUCUUAAUUAUAUAAACAGAUACAAGUCAAAGCAUAUGAAGUGAUUGUAAUGUUUUAGGUGGAUAAAAACUUUUAUGAUGCCAUACCAUUUUCAUGUAGUAUAUUUUGGUAAGUUUGUGAUUGCAGUUGCUGUUUUUGGUGGUGCUGAAAAGUUUUAUUAAAUGAAAUGAUCAACAAAAAAGUUUAUUUAAAGAACAUUGUUAACUUGUAUUACAAGUUUUGCAAUGUUCAUAAUGCCUUUUUUAAGACCUACCUCUGAAGAAUACAACAUCUUUUAAAAUGUUGACCUAAAUGGUUAUAAAAAAUAAAUGGAUUUAAAUCAUUUGUAAUGUAAAUGAGGUCGAUGUUGAGACAGAAAACUAUACCAUCUGGAAGUGCCAUUUUCUUUAGUUCGUAGUUGACAGAAUUUGAAUUUACAGUCUUUGUUCCAUCAGUCAUCCUGAGAGAUCCAAUUUGAUAUCCACAUUGGUAACUUAUGAGUAACAUGGCUUUGUUGUUUUAUAGCAGAUGAAGGGAUUGUUCCCUUGUGUGUGUGUGUGUGUAUAUAUAUAUAUAUGUGUAAAUUUGAAUUAAACUGAAAGAUAUUGUUUUGACAAAUUGCAACGUUUAUAUAUAUAUAUGUUUGUUUGUUUGUUUUUGCGCAUUUUCACUGUUUCCCAAACCUUGAUGUGGGAAAAAAUAUCUUGAAUUUCUUUUUGUGUAUGUGUGUAAAUAUUGUAAGU